CAGCCGCUUGUGGUGAAUAUCUUCUCCAUCUCUCUACAUAUUAGCGCCUCUCGCGAGAUACAGCGGAACUCUUCAGUUGUCAGUGAAAUUUUCCAGGACAAAAACAAACACCAGAGCUCACGAAAUUACAGCUUUUCUCGGUGAAGAAAACGCCCCAAAAUCUUGCCACUGCUGUGAAAUGAUUUAUAGCAUCAAUUGAAGUGAUAGUCGUGGUGAUAAUGGCUAUUUUUGAGUGGCGCAAAUUCAAUUUCUUCGACCUGAAAAGCAAUGCCGACGCUGGAAACGUGUCGUCGGCACUGCUGGAUGCUGAGAUUUCGUGUGCCGCCAGUGGAAACAACCAAGUGAUUCUGUGUGACUCAGCGGGAAAUGUGCACAUCUUUGGUAGAACAUGGAGUGCAACGUCUUUCAGGGCUCACGAAGGUCCAGUUUUGCUCUGCAAAAUGGCCAAUUCCAGAUCCGUCGAUGCUUCGAGCAAUCUCCUCAUCACCGUCGGCACUGAUGACAGCGGCCAAGUGCCCGACCUGAAAGUGUGGAGCCUGAGCGGCGGAAAGCAGUCCAAGGGUGGCCUUCCGGCGUGCGUGCGCACCAUGAAGAUCGCCCUACAAAAGCCCACGGCGCUAGGUGUCUCCGAUGGCGGCCAGUACAUGGCAAUCGGCUUCGACAGGGGCAGCAUUUCGCUGUAUCGCGGCGACAUAGCCAGAGAUCGCAGCAAGACGAUGAAGAGUCUUUCGGGCGGCAGUGCGGCAAUCACGGGAAUCGCCUUCAGGACGGUGUCGAAGAUCGCCCAGAUGUUCAUCUGCUCGGAUUCUGGCGUGAUUCUGUACAAUCUCCACAGUCGCGAUAAGGAGAUCAAAGUCGUGCUGGACUCAAUGCCAGCGCCGAUCCGAUGCUGUGUCCUGCAAACUGGUCACAGUUCCGGCGAGGCGCACUUCAUGGUGGGAAAGGAUGAUGCUGUUUAUUGCUACACAUCUGAGGAUCGUGCCUCUUGCUAUGCUCUGGAUGGGCAAAAGUCUAUUCUUCAGUGGUUUAGAUCAAAUUUGCUGACAGUGUCGAAGCCCACAAAGAGUUCCAUGUCAUCACAGAAAGACUCUGUUCUCACUGUGAUUGAUAUUCAGAAUAAGUUCAUUGUCUUCACCACGACAAUUGAUGCCGUGGCGGCAAUUCUCGUGGAGUUUGGCACAUGUUAUGUGAUCACAAAAGCCAAAGAAGUGUUUCACUUGGACGAGAAGGAUUUGCAGAGUAAAUUGAAUUUGCUGUUCAAGAAGAAUCUCUACGACAUUGCCGUGCGCAUCGCGAAGAGCAAUCAGUAUGAUUCGGAGGGUUUGGCGGAGAUCUUUCGCCAAUAUGGUGAUCAUUUGUACGGCAAAGGUGACUAUCCGGGCUCUGUGGAGCAAUAUGUGAGAACAAUUGGCUAUCUGGAGCCGUCGUAUGUGAUAAGGAAGUUCCUAGAUUCGCGUCACAUUCACUGCCUCACGGAUUAUCUGCAGCAAUUGCACCAAUUGGGCCACGCGACGGCGGAUCACACGACAUUGCUGCUCAAUUGCUUCACGCGCCUCGAUCAGACGACGAACUUGAGGGAAUUCCUGAGCAAUGACGCCAAUCCGGAUUUGAUAUUUGAUCUGGAUGUGGCGAUAAAAGUCUGCCGUACAGCUUCGGUGGAGCACGCUUUGUCGCUGGCGAAGAGGAACAGGAAGCACGAUUUCGCCAUUAGUAUUCUCACGGAAGACAUGGAAGCCUUCACUGAAGCUCUGGAGUACAUUUCACACUUGUCUUUCGACGAUGCCGACAAGAGCCUGAAGAAGUACGGCUAUUUGCUGAUGGCACAGUGUCCGAUGGAGAUGACGGCGCUGCUGAAGAAGCUCUGCACGGAUUACAACAGUGUGCAGAACAGGAGAGAUGAUCAGCUGAUGGACAGUCAUUGGCAAAUCGACAGAGGCAGUCCUGAAGACUUUAUCCAUCUCUUUGGCCAAGACACGGCUCUGCUGGUGGAGUUUCUUGAGCAUCUCGUGGCGAAUGUGUCCAAUUGCAGCUGUCUGGUCUUCAACACACUCAUUGAGAGCUAUUUGACGAUGUGGCGCAGCAAUGCUGGCGCUGAGGCGCGUCUCAUGGAGAUCCUGCAGAAGUUUCAGGACUCCUAUGACAGAAAUCACAUCGUCAUCCUCUGUCGCUUGCAUGAAUUCUGGCCAGGUGUGAUGUUGAUCUACGAGGAGGAGCAGCUCUAUCACCUGAUUGUUAGGCAUCAUCUGAAGAAUCGCGACUACAACAGUCUUCUGGACACUUGUAGGCGUCUCGGCAGCCUCCAGUCAUCACUCUGGCUGCAGGCACUGACUGGUCUGCGCAGUGACAAGACAGCACCGUCCAAUCUCCUGUCGCAGAUCCUCCACGUGAUUGCGCAGGAGAAGCUGCAGUCACCACUGCAGGUGCUCAAUUGUCUGGCUGUGGAGAAUGGGCCGAAUCUGUCGUCUGUGCGGGAGUAUUUCAUGCAAGUGUUCCAGAAGGAGUGCGACAGCUUUCGCCAGGAGGAUCAGCUGGUGGAGAAGUACAGAAGGGAUUCUGUGGUGCUGAAGAAGCACAUCAAGAGCCUCCAAGAGGAUCCGAUAGAGUUUCGCGGCACAAUUUGCAACAAUUGCCAUCAACCAUUGAGCAUUCCAGCCAUUUACUUCCUCUGCCAGCACUCAUAUCAUCUCGACUGCGUCAAGGGUUAUUCAGAGAAUGACAAGGAUUGUCCGGCGUGUCACACGAAGAACAUGCAAAUUCUGGACUCACUCAAGGCACAGAGUGAAUCCCGUGGACAACAUGAUGCUUUCCACAAUCUCUUGGAUCGAUCGGCGGAACCGUUUUCCAUUGUGGCUGACUACUUUGGUCGCGGACUCUUCAAUAAGAUUGUCAUUGUUGAGGAAAACACGAAUGUUGAGGGCAACAAGGCAACAAUCAGAGGCUUUAGUGGAGCAGCAAAGCUGGCCGAAGCGAAGAUGAAGGCUUCUGCGGCGCCGGCGCCAAGCUACAGCUCUUACGGCACGGGCGCCGAGGCGCGGAUGCGCGUACAGGAAGUUCAGGCGUCAGGCAAAGUGGACAUUCCGGUGGCCGAGGGACGAAUGCGCGUGCAGGAGCGCCAGAAGCAUCGCGACAAUGUCUACUCGUCCAGCCUGGAGGCGAACAUGACGUGGGGCGGCAAGAAGGAUAGCGCCAGGACGCCGCCAGUGGGAAGUCCGCGGAGAACGGCCAAUACGAUCUCCAAAAAUUUGGCGCCAAACGCGAAGCCCAACAAUCCUUUCGAGGACGAAAUCCAGUACGACGACAGCAAGAAUCCCUUCGCCGACGAUGACGAUGAAGAUGAAGCGCCGGCGAUGGGAAAAGAGGCGUCAACGAAUCCCUUUGACGAUUACGACAGCAAUUUGAAUCCGUUUGAGUGA
Molecule: messenger RNA, 3413 nt
Organism: Phlebotomus argentipes
Lineage: Eukaryota; Metazoa; Arthropoda; Insecta; Diptera; Psychodidae
Gene: Vps11
Product: vacuolar protein sorting-associated protein 11 homolog
Exons: 6
Coding region: 219-3413 (1064 amino acids)
Biological process (GO): organelle fusion; vacuole organization; vesicle-mediated transport
Cellular component (GO): HOPS complex; endosome
Molecular function (GO): protein-macromolecule adaptor activity; protein binding
Source: RefSeq, a predicted model, not a curated record